GAAAUAAUAAUAAGAUAAUAAUAAAACACAUAACAAAAUAACAAUAUUAGAUUAUAUUAUGAUAAUGAAAAAUAUUUGAACAAUAUUUUAUAUUGUUCAAUAACAAUACUCUCCUUUUUUAGUAAAAAAAAAAGUAUCAAAUCAUUACUCUCAUAUACAUAAAUAUAUAUAAUUUUUUAUUUUAUUGAUAAAAUAAAUUUUUUAUGAUAUAAUUUAUUGAUUUAUUAAUAUAUUUGAAUGAGUCAAUUUAUUAUAAAUAUAAUAUUAAAUAUAAAUAAAACAGAAUGUUUGCUGUUACAUGAAAAUAGUAGUUCUGCAGAAGCAUUAAAAAUAGAGGCACAAGUUCAACCUAAAACGAGCUUAAUUUUAAUGACAAAGUCAAUUGUUGAAAGUAUUAUUCCUGCUUUAUUAUCUUUGUUUUUGGGACCAUGGAGUGAUAUAUAUGGAAGAAAAUCUAUUAUAUUGUCUGGCUAUAUUGGUAUAUCAUUAACAUAUUUCCUUCUUUCUUCUAUGACUAUUUGGGAUAUCAAUCCAUGGUUUUUGUUAAUUGCAUAUAUUCCAUAUGCUUGUUGUGGAGGAUUUUGUAUAAUUUUAUUAGGUACUGUUUGUUAUCUUUCUGAUAUAUCAAAUGAACAAGAAAGAGGAUGGCAAUUAGCUUGGAUGGAAGCUUUAAUAUCUGUUGGUAUUUUAAUUGGUAUAUUAGCUGGACCCAUUAUUUUUAAAAUAUAUGGAUAUACACUUGUAUUUGUUAUUGCUACUAUAUGUUGCAUUUUAGCAGGAUUACAUAUUUGCUUCUUUGUUCCUGAAACAAUACACACCACAGAUUCAAUAACUAUAAAGAGCUUGUUUAAUAUUCAUUUGGUUAGAAAACUUAUAAGCACAUGUAUUAAAAAACGAGAUGGUUUUAAUCGAUAUAUAGUUUGGUGUUGUAUAAUUUCUAUUAUUUUAAUAGUCAUUGCUAUGCAAGGAGAAAUGACUAUUGGUUUCUUAUUUGUAAGUGCUAGAUUUGGUUGGGAUGUAAAUAAAUAUUCCAUUUAUUUGGCUACAAAUAUAAUACUUACAAUUCUUGGAAUAACAUUUGGUGUAAAAAUGUUGGUAAUAUAUGGAGGAUUAUCUGAAGAAACUGUAGCUAUAUUUUCGUUAUUGUCUUCUUUGAGUAGUAGUUUAGUACAAAGCUUUACAUUGAAAUCUUGGCAUAUGUAUGUAUCUGCAGUAGUAGGAAUGUUUAGUGGUAUUGCUAAUCCUAUGAUUCGUGCUAUAUUAUCCAAAUCAGUACCAUCAGAAGAUACUGGUAAAAUAUUCUCUAUGACAAUAUCUAUUGAAACAUUAACUCCACUUGUGGCAGCUUCUUUAUAUAAUAUGAUUUAUUUACAUUUUAUGCCACCUAUAUAUCCAUUACCAGUUUGGUUAGUGUCUGGAGGAAUUUAUAUUAUUGUAAUAUUUAUUUUAAUAAAUAUACGAAUUCAAAAUACAAAAACUAAUUCUGCAAGAUAUACAGCAUUGAUACAAAAUGAAUCAUCAUAAACUUUGAUAAAUAUUUAUUCUAAAAGAAAAUUAAAAUGAACAUAUAUGUAUUAUAUUGUAUUAUAUUAUAAUGAAAAAAUUUAAUGUAAAUAUUUAAGAACUUAUACUUUAUAUUGUUUUGUUUUUAUAAUAUAAUAAUAAUAGUUAACAAAAUCAAUUUUAA
This is a messenger RNA of Apis cerana (Asiatic honeybee), 1687 nucleotides long. Its product is annotated as putative peptidoglycan muropeptide transporter SLC46. Gene Ontology annotation, biological process: transmembrane transport. Gene Ontology annotation, cellular component: membrane. Lineage: Eukaryota; Metazoa; Arthropoda; Insecta; Hymenoptera; Apidae. Gene Ontology annotation, molecular function: transmembrane transporter activity. The record is from RefSeq and is a predicted model, not a curated record.